CGGAAGGACGGAAAGGUGGAAGGACGGUAGGACGGAAGGACGGAAAGGUGGAAUGAUGGAAGGAUGGUAGGAUGGAAUGAUGAAAAGGUGGAAUGAUGGAAGGACGGAAAGGUGGAAGGAUGGAAAGGUGGAAUGAUGGAAGGAUGGAAAGGUGGAAGGAUGGAAGGAUGGAAAGGUGGAAUGAUGGAAGGACGGAAAGGUGGAAGGAUGGAAAGGUGGAAUGAUGGAAGGAUGGAAAGGUGGAAGGAUGGAAAGGUGGAAUGAUGGAAGGACGGAAAGGUGGAAUGAUGGAAGGAUGGUAGGAUGGAAGGACGGAAAGGUGGAAUGAUGGAAGGAUGGUAGGAUGGAAGGAUGGAAAGGUGGAAUGAUGGAAGGACGGAAAGGAACAUAGCUGGGAAGCAGCGAGUGAGAAGGUGUGAGAUGUUUAUUUAGACUGAGCUCGCCAGGCGUUAGAUCCAAGAUGGCCGUCCAGCACCUGCUAAUCGUUGUUUACAUCGGGCCGCUAAGCUAGGCUAACGGGCUAGCGGCCUUCAAAGGCGCUGAUCCUUGGGACAACAUGCCCCGCCCACGCCUUUCACUUCCUGCCGCCGUGCCAAAGACCACAUCACCUUCAUCACGGAUGCUCCUCUUCCUCCCAUUGGCCUCCUUUCUCUCACGCCGACCAUCAUCAUCAUCAUCCUCAUCUCACGUCAACACCGCACCUGUGUGUGCGUGUGUGUGUGUGUGUGCGUGUGUGUGUGUGUGUGCGUGUGUGUGUGUGUGUGUGUGUGUGUGUGCGUGUGUGUGUGCGCGUGUGUGUGUGUGUGUGUGUGUGUGUGCGUGUGUGUGUGUGUGUGUGUGUGUGUGUGUGUGUGUGUGUGUGUGGCUCGAUGGUGGCGACCAGCCGACCUUCUAGUCCAAACAAAGAAGAUGGAACAUUCUUCUUCUCCUCCUUGGUUGUUGUUGAGCGUGAGGAGGAAGAGGAGGACGAAGGUGCACAUGGCGGCCACAUGCUGCUAUAUUUAGACGCGUCUCGACCUCAGCGUCGUCCACCGUGACCUUGUGGACACGUGAAUGUCAAACAUCAGCAGCGAGCCGUGAGGACGUCUGGAGGACAGAUGUCGGCGUCCGUCGGGGCCUCCGACCUUCUGAAGGCGUCCAUCACGACCCCUCAUAGGCUCCGCCCCCCUCAGUCACUCACCCGGACCACACAGAACCUGGAGACCCCCUUCACCCUUCCUUUGGUCCAAGAUAUGGGCGGAGCUAAUAGGAAGAGUAGCCCUGUGUUUGAAUCCUGGAACGGUGGUGCCCGGAAAGGGUGGCUGAUGACUCCCCGGUGAAGGACGUAUCCCUCAGAAUGAGGAACACGAUCCCGCCCAUGACUCGGUGAGCACAUGCAGGAGACCACCCAGGCUCCGAGAGCUGACACUCAUGACCGACCUUCAGGCAUCUUCAGGGAUGAGCUUUAGUGCUUUUACAAGAAUGAAGAAGAUGCUCUCAUGCUUCUGUUAUUUCUUCUUCCUAAAUGCAAAUGGAGUACCAAAAAGUUCAUUUAGUGUCUGAAAGAUCUUCAUCUCAUGGUCCAAUCAGACAGCCUGUGGUGUCACAUGUUCAUCUCAUGGUCCAAUCAGACAGCCUGUGGUGUCACAUGUUCAUCUCAUGGUCCAAUCAGACAGCCUGUGGUGUUGAACGGACCUCCUGGCUUUGUCCCGUAGUCCUGGUUCAGAGGUCAACUGGCUGAAAGGGCAUGGGGGUGUCAGCAUGCCAGUGUUAGCAUGUUAACAUUAACAUGCUGGUGCUAGAACGUUAAUGUUAGCAUGCUGCUGUUUGCAUACUACUGUUACCUUGCAAGUUUUAGCAUGUUAGUGUUAGCAUUAUGGAAGUGUUAACAUGUUUUAGCAUGACCACGUUAGUGUUAUUUUAGUGUUAGCAUGUUAGUGUUAGCAUUAUAUAAGUGUUAACAUGUAAGUGCUAAGUCUUAACAUUUAAGUGUUAGCAUGUUAGUGUUGGUAUACUUAGUGUUAGCAUGUUAGCGUUCAUAUGUUAGGUGUCAUCAUGUUAAGUGUUAGCAUGUAAAAGUUGUGUUAGUGUUAGCAUGCAUGUGUUAGCAUGUUAAUGGUAACAUUUAUGUGUUGGCAUAUUAGUGUUGGUAUACUUAGUGUUAGCAUGUUAGCGUUCAUAUGUUAGGUGUCAUCAUGUUAAGUGUUAGCAUGUAAAAGUUAUGUUAGUGUUUGCAUGCAUGUGUUAGCAUGUUAAUGGUAACAUUUAUGUGUUGGCAUAUUAGUGUUGGUAUACUUAGUGUUAGCAUGUUAGCGUUCAUAUGUUAGGUGUCAUCAUGUUAAGUGUUAGCAUGUAAAAGUUAUGUUAGUGUUAGCAUAUUCGUGUUAGUGUCAUGUUGUGUGUGCUGGCAUGCUAGUGUUAGCAUGCUAGUGUUAGCAUGCGCUGAGGGAAUGUGAGGGUGAUAAAGGAUGGCUAUGGAAGGUAAAUGUUGACCCAAAGCUCACAAAGAAACCAACUGAAAGAAUUUCCUUUCUUGUCGUUUCAUUGCUGAUAAAAGAACCCGUGAAGACGAGGAAGACGUCACACAAGAUGGCUGACGCGUGUGUGUGUGUGUGUGUGUGUGUGUGAGAGAGAGCACUACACACACACACACACACACACGCGCUGUCAGCGCCCGCCGCCAAGAUCCUCGGCGGCCUUGAGAACUUUCCAGAGUUCUGGAAGACGUUAGCGAGCAGACGUCGCACCCAACCACCGCCUGGAAGCAGUUCAAAGGUCACAGCAGCGGCAUCACAUGACAUCUUCCCAUGACUGACAGCUAGCAUUGAGUCACUGGGACGCCCCAGACGGGUGGAGACGCUGCGCUAUAAAGCCCACCUCCUCGUGUGGCCACAGGAAGCCCCCCCCCCCCCCACCCCAAGUCACAUGACGCUGGCGUGUGCAGGUAGAGGUGCGGGUAGCCCCUCCCCCCGCAGGAAGUGAUGACACCACAUCAAACGAGGCUUCUGGCUGCUAAAAAUAGACCCGUCAAACAGGAAGCGAAGAUGGCGGCCAUGUUGGGUUCAUGGAAUCAAAUCACCGGCGUGAAGAUGGCGCCUUCGCCAAAGAUGGCCUCGGCAAGGCGACAGGAAGUGGAGGAGGAAGUCAGCUGGAAAGAACAUCUCGUUAUUCCUUGAUGACUCAUCUUCUCGUUAUCCAACAUUAGCAUCAGCGCUAAUCAAGACAAUUAGCAUUAGCAUCAGCUCACUGGUCACAUGACGCAACACAAACGCUUCUUCUUGCUCAAGUAGAAAACGGACCGGGAGAUGUUCCUCAGCCUGCUUCCUGGUUCUCACGCACGUAUGAUGGACACAUGACUUCCUGUUCUGUGUGAGCGCUUGGACUCGGCUCAGAGGAACCAGGACCACAUGGACGUGGAGGCUCGGGGCGGGCAUAGCGGACUUCCAGGAAGCAGUCAGGGAGGAGGAGGACCACCCUGAGAAGGUGCAGCCGGGCAUCGAACGACGGUCGCAAGGCAGCGAGGCAUACAGGCUGGAAGGCCACCAUCUACCUUCUUGCCUCCUGGUGCCGCCCACUCAUCCUGAGGCUCCGCCCCUCAGAGAAGACAUCCUUCCCUCCCCUCGCCGGGACUCAGCAGAACCAGAACCACCUCAGAGCAGCAGCAGCAGCGUCGCCACAUCUGGAGGUGCACGCCGCAUGAAGUGAGAGGAGGAGAACUUCUGACAUUUCUUCUGGGGGCGCCGCUCUGCUUCUAAGCAAGAUGAUGUGCUCCAGCACGGCUCUCCAGAGGUUCUUCAUGGCGCUCUUCCUGCUCUGCUCGCCCGUGCCGCACCACGGCCGACCCAUUGAUGGCCACAGCGGCAGAGUGAGGCGCUCGGUGACGCAUGCGCAGCUCAUGCACGACAAAGGUCGCACGCUGCAGGACUUCAAGCGCCGCAUGUGGCUGCAGGAGCUCCUGGACGAGGUCCACACGGCCGAGAUCCGAGACCUCCCGCCCGUCGGGCUCCCGGACCUCGGCGCCCCCGCCGGCCCCCUGCACUCCAAACCGCCCGGGGCCACCAAGAACCUGCCCCCGGGCGACGAGGAGGGCGGCGCCGCCAACCUGCCCCAGGAGACGUACAAAGACGGCGCCCUCAAAGCGGCCGGCAAGAGGAAGAAGAAAGGCCGCUCGGGGAAGAGGCGGGAAGGGGAGAAGCGGAAGAGGAGGGUGCGCUCGCUGCGCCCAGCAGCGUGGCGCUCGCUCCUCCGCCGCUUUUGAACGCUGUCACGGAUGACAAAGGAAGCGACGGACGCCCGAAGACUCGGGAAAGACAGCAGAAGAUAUUUAUUGUGUUUCAAGUGGUAGACUAGAUCUUUUCCCUUAUUAUUUAUUUGCUGUGUAUUUAUUUUCCAAAUGUAUAUUUUUCUACCGUCAUGCACUUUAGACAAACGUUAGCUCACCUUCUCGGCGUCCUCGUCCAAAGGUCACGGUUUUGACACUUGCACUGAAGCCCCCACAGAUUAAAGAUAUGACUUUUGACCUCUGCGCCUCCUGUCCGUCACUCCCGGCCAACAAAACACACAAGUAGCGCUUGGGGGCGCUGCGCCGCACUCUUCCGUUGGCACGGACGCAGCAAUGGCGCCUCCCUCCGGUUCAUCUGGUACUGCGCGGCGACGAGAAAGGGGAAAAGGAACGUCAGCGUUGAGUUGCCGUGCGAGACGCACGGAGCCGACAAGUUGGUUUUUCCGCACAUGCAGCGGGAAACA
Messenger RNA from Doryrhamphus excisus (bluestripe pipefish), 4725 nucleotides. NCBI's taxonomy places the organism in Eukaryota, Metazoa, Chordata, Actinopteri, Syngnathiformes, Syngnathidae. The record is from RefSeq and is a predicted model, not a curated record.